UGCCGACGACGACCAUCUCAAACGGUUGUGUCGAGCUUCCCUCUCGUCGUUUCUUUCGGCUCGGAUUCCAAACCACGGAUUCGAAACACGCGCGGCCUCUUCCUUUUACAUCUUCCUAGAUGUAAAAGGUUCGCCAGCCUUUCUCGUUCGUCGUUUCUUUGUCGACUUGUUGCGUGUUCGCUAAUUUGUACACGCGCGUGCAGUUUGGUUCAACGACGAGCGCAACGAUAUCGGAGGAAAGAGAGAAAUUCGCCGUGAAAUUCCUCGCGGGAUAUCGUUAGCGUAACGAGCGAGUGUUGUUCCAUUGUGCGCGAGCUUUAGCUCUACGGCAAUAAUAAUCGGGACGAGUUCUAUGUAUUUACGAGCAGAGAGGGAAACGCAACGAGAAGAACAGAAGUUCGAUCGAGCCACCUGAUCACCGGUCUAAUUUAAAACCGCGCGCGCGACGCGCAGAGGAAAAAAAAAAAAAAAAAUAGAAGAAGGAACGAGGUAACCGCCCAGGAAUAACGAGCGAGAGGGAAAAAAGAAAGCUCGCGAGCCGCGCGUUUGCAGUGCCGGAGAUCAAAGUUGCGAUCGUACGGGGGCGUCGCGGAAGAAGCGGAGCGAGAGUGGGAGACACGCGGUUGCCCUGACGAACAACACGAUCGAGAAUUCGCGAGGAAGAUUUAGACAAAGCAGACGGCCGGUGGAAUUCGAAGGAAUUCGAAGGACGCGCGAACGAAAGAGGGGCGGCGAACGAAGGGACAAAGAGUUGCUUCAAGAGCGUUGCGAAAAAAAAGAAAAAGAAAAAAACGUCGGCUCGUUUUGUUAAUCAAAGGAUUUCGGCGCGGCUCGCCGACGUGACCGGACUAAUAACGAGCACGUGUGACUAAUAAGAAAAAAGGAUCGACCCGAGACAGAAACUUCCUUUCGAGAAGGAAGCCCUUGGAAAAGGAUCUUCGUUCUUUCAUCUUUCUGCGGGAGGAUCGGUUCAAAGUUAUCGUCCCGUUGGAACGCGAUUGUCGAUGUUGGAACGAGAAUAUUUUCUUGAAAUUCUUGGAAUACCCGCGACAGAGUUGUCUGCUGAACGCUCCUCUGCUCGCACCUUUGACAUGGCAGACGAUCGUGCGUCGAAAGAUCGAUCAUCGCGGCGAUCGAGCGCCGUUGGAACCGGACGAGGCGAGAACAGCGACGCCGUGUAAUCGGCGUUCUCAGAUUGUCGUUCGAUAGAGAUCGUUGAGUGGAUCCAGCGACGCGUGGACACACCUGGAUCGCGCACGAUCGAAUGACUCGGAAGGUGUGGAUCGGACGUGGCUGGUGGGUGGCGCGUCAACUCGAACACCUGAUUCUCGGUUGCCGGUUCGAGAUGCGGCUCACGUCCGGACACGUGUUUCUGACAAGUUUGCUGAUACUGCUCCGUGCGCGUCGAGCGGACGCAGCUACCGACGAUUCGCCCGAAUUUUCGAGCAAGGGCUCGACUCACGCUCUCACGGCACCGCUACGGUUGGUGUGGGCCAUCGAGGGCAAAGACGCCGAAUUACCAUGCGACAUCACUCCACCGACGCCCACCGACUCCGUGAACAUGGUGCUCUGGUUCAAAGACACCGCUGGGAUACCUCUUUACAGUUUGGACGCGAGAGGCAAGGACCUUGCCUCCGCCAUUCACUGGGCGGUCAGCGACGAUCUCGGCAAGAGGACCUACUUUCAGAUCGGCGAUGGCCAUCGAGCGAAGCUCAAAGUUACCAAGGUCACCGUCCAGGACCAAGGAAUCUUCAGAUGCAGGGUAGAUUUUAUCAAUUCUCCGACGAGGAACUUCCGCGUGAAUCUCACGCUUGUCGAAGAACCAUCCAAACCUACGAUAUACGACGCUCAGGGACGAGAGGUGAAACGAGUGGCUGGUCCCUUUUUGGAAGGUUACAACCUAGACUUGACCUGUCAGGUCUCCGGGGGAAGGCCAAAGCCCACGGUAGUGUGGUGGAAAGACGGCAAGAUAUUGGACGCUGUGGUUGACACACAUUCAAUUGGCUCGUCCAGCAAAUUCACGGUGAAUCGUCUGUUCAUCAACGAGGUGACGAGAUCGUUGUGGGGCACGAAGCUCGAGUGCAGGGCCCAGUCGGAGCAGAUGCCCGUUCCGAUCAUCCGCGAAGUACCUCUGGACAUUUACCUGAAGCCCGCGAUCGUCAAGAUCGUCCUGAUAGAAAAUCGGAUUUACGCCGGGCGUCCGAUCGCUGCACGUUGCGAAACCUGGGGAAGCUCACCGGCUGCCAGGAUCAUCUGGAAGUUAGGUGGACAGGUGAUAGGCGAUCCGAACGUAUCGACCACGCAGCGAAGCAAUUCCACGAUUAGCAAGCUGGCACUGGUUCUCGGGAAGGACGAUAACGGCAAGAAAUUAACCUGCAGAGCCGAGAAUCCCAGAUUUCCCGGCGGUGUCUUUGAACAAUCUGAGAGUCUGGACGUUGCCUACGCUCCGAUUGUUUCUAUCGGUCUGGCUACUGGUUAUGUUCUGGAUACUCUCAGAGAAGGGGAUGAUCUGAAGUUGGUGUGCGAUGUGGAGAGUAAUCCACCACCGACUAGAAUCAUUUGGUAUCACAAGGACGAUCGAUUGGAGCACGACGUGGCUGGCGGAACGUUGAUAGCCUCGAACACAUUGACACUGAGGGUGCUCACCCUCGCGCACGCCGGCGAGUAUUCCUGCGAGGCGAUCAACUCGGUGAGAGAGGGUCGGAGCCCGCCGAUUUUCGUUCAGAUGAAAUACGCGCCGAGAUGCAGAGCGGGCCACGAGCGGCGCGAGGUCACAGCUGGUCGUCACGAAACCGUGUCGCUGCGCUGCGAGGUCGACGCCGUGCCGACGGACGCGGUGAGGUUCUCCUGGACGUACAACGGGACGCGCGGCGACGUGUUGCCGAUGCCAAACUCCAGGGCUCGGAAUAACGGGCUCGUUAGCGUUCUCGAGUACACUCCUGCCGCUGACACCGACUUCGGAACUCUGGCCUGCUGGGCGAGCAACAGCGUCGGCAGACAAAGAACGCCCUGUGUGUUCGACAUCGUGCCCGCAAAGCCACCGCAGCCUCCGUUCGAUUGUUCUCUGCACAACGAGACCAACUCGUUGGAGGUGAAUUGCAUCCCCGGCGAGGACGGUGGCUCCCAGCAAUACUUUCUGCUCGAGGUACGAGGUAUCCCGAGGAACACCGCCGUCGUUCAGUCGAACCCGUCGACGCUGCACGCGCCACAAAGCGAUCAGGGAAUGGUCGGCGAGGUGCCGGCGAUCUAUCAGGAGAGAAAUCCAAGGCCGAACUUUCAGCUGCACGGUCUUGAACCUGGCUUCGAUUACACGUUGUACGUGUACGCGGUGAACGGGCGAGGAAGGAGCGAGCCGGCGUUGCUGGAGCACGUCCGAGUCGCCGGAGUUAUCGGCGGGAAAAUCGAAAGGAACGGCUUGUUCCUGGAGGAUCUGAAGAAGGCGCUCCCCAAGGCCAGCUCGGAAAAUAUGAUCAUCGCUAUCGCCCUGACAGGUGCGGCGGCUUUGAUCCUGAUUGGUAUCGGGGUGAUCAUCGGGUUGGCUAUCUGCAGGAGAAGGACCACGUCUCCGGUCAAAGACGGCCCGGACGAUUUCACCACUCCCACCUACGUUUCUGCUCAAAGGAUCGAGCCAAGGAUCAGAUACUCGGGCGAUGGCAGGCGUUCUCAAAGAGCCAGCUUGUACGUCGAGGAAAAUCGAAACGAGCCGGAUCUUCUGCAGAGAGUCGAGAUCGACUUGCACGAUUAAUCGCUCACGAUGCGGCUGCCGCUUUAUUUUGUACAGAGUUUAGAGAGAGGUAAAAGUAUACAAAACGAUCGUCGUUGUGCGUUGUCGGAUUGCGGGUUUUUAUGCGUUCGUGGAAAAUUUAUACGUACGAAAAUGCAUAAAAUAUAUAUAAUACACAAAAUA
This is a messenger RNA of Frieseomelitta varia, 3907 nucleotides long. It is a transcript of the gene side, whose product is annotated as neural cell adhesion molecule 1-like. Gene Ontology annotation, molecular function: protein binding. Lineage: Eukaryota; Metazoa; Arthropoda; Insecta; Hymenoptera; Apidae. The transcript is spliced from 12 exons. The record is from RefSeq and is a predicted model, not a curated record. The coding region runs from base 1265 to 3745 and encodes 826 amino acids.